AUGUCUGAAACUGACAAUCCUGUUAAAGUGAUGGAUGCUCAAAAUUCCCAACAAGGUGAACAGCAACAAAGCCAUGAACAAAACCAAAACACCGACCAAUCCACGCAAAAACGUAAUCGUCAGCAAAAGAAGAAUGCAUAUGCUCCAAAGAGAGGCCCAAUAAUGGAUUUGAAACCUAUAUUAAACAAGCAGGUUAGCGUGAAAAUUGCAUCUGGUAGACAAGUUCAGGGCACCCUCACAGGUUAUGAUCAAUUGAUGAAUAUUGUCAUUGAGAAUGCUGAAGUUACAACUCCUGAGUACAUCUCAGAGGGCGAAGCACAAGUUGAGAAAUUGGAUAAAGUGGUUAUUAUUGGUAGAUUAAUUGUGGCGUUUGAGCCUUUAGAUGGUUUUGAGAUAAUCAACACCAAGGGGGAGCAUUUCGACUUCGUAAUUUGA
Messenger RNA from Pichia kudriavzevii, 435 nucleotides. RefSeq lists its product as uncharacterized. The record is from RefSeq and is a predicted model, not a curated record. The transcript has a single exon. Gene Ontology annotation, molecular function: RNA binding. The coding region runs from base 1 to 435 and encodes 144 amino acids. NCBI's taxonomy places the organism in Eukaryota, Fungi, Ascomycota, Pichiomycetes, Pichiales, Pichiaceae. Gene Ontology annotation, cellular component: ribonucleoprotein complex.